AUGAUAACAUUUUAUAGAUCUCUAAAGAGUUCUCAGUUGUAUAACAUUGAUAUUAACACACACAAACACACAAAAAUGAACAAGAAUGAAUUCAGUCCAAUCGAUACUCAGUAUACAAGUGGACAAGAAGCACCAAGUAUUGCUACAAUAUUUACAUCAAGAAAACAUUUCAUGGAAUGGUUUCGUUCCUACUUUGAUCGAUCAUUAUUAAUCUUUCAACUGUUCUACUUCGCCUAUUAUGCAGCAUUCGGCUCCCUAUUUCCCUUGAUAUCAAUUUAUUUCAAACAACUCGGUUUAAAUGCUUUACAAUGUGGGAUAUUAAGUGGAACACGUGCAUUGUGUGAAUGUUUCGCCGUGCCAUUUUGGAUUGCAUUAGCUGACAAGUGGAAAAAGGGUAAAAUGUUUGUCCUUGUGAGUUUAGUUUGUGCUAUGGCAUUUACACUUGGCCUCGGAUUUGUACGUCCAACACCAGAAGGUUGUCUGGUUAGUCUACCAAGAUCAUCAGCAGCACGAUACAAUACAACACAAACAGGCAGCGAUGAUGGUGAAGAUGGUUUAAUACUGAGUAUUAUUCAACCCUACAAAGCAUCAAGAUAUGAUGAUAUCAAAUCGGUUGAUAUGGAUAGAGAUUUAGCUUUAAAGAUACGCAAUCAAUUGGGACAAUCACCACUUUAUCUAAAUACAAAACUGUUAGUCUCUCCACCGAAAAUGAAAGCUACACGUUGGGGUAGUGGUGUUGGCCAACAGACUGGGGAUCAAAACCUCUAUGCAAGAACGCAGGCCUAUCAUGAUCCAACACAAUAUCCACCUGGUAGUCUUGUUAUGCCGCUUUAUUCAACUGUCGUUUAUAGUCAAACAAAAAUUAAUCAAAUAUUUAUUGUCAUCUUAUUACUACUAAUAUUUGGUGAGAUUAUGUCAUGUGCUGCUAUCCCUAUAGUCGAUGCUGCUGUUGUACAACAAGGCGUCACUGAAGUAUGCAAUAGUUAUGAAAGACAACGGAUAUCUGGUUCACUUGGUUGGGCAUUGUCAAUGUUUUUUAUUGGUUUAACCCUGGAUCAUUCAACAAGUUUUCCAGACUAUCCAUGCUUACAUCCUGGUUAUCGUGAGAAAAAUUAUAUGCUGGUUAAAGACAAGAUGGCGAAAACAUUUUUGGGUAGACAAACUAAAAAUCGUUCAAAGUUGGUUAAUGAAGAUGAAGAGGAAUAUGGUGAACAAGCGGCUACCGCGACAAGUGGUACUGGUAAAGACUGGAAACCAAGUGAAAUGUCUAGUGAAUUUGAAAAGGCUACAUUUGUCAGUGGAACAAAAAGCAGUAAACAGAGUAAUGAAGAAAUAUUAGAAAAACAACUGGGCAUAAAAUUUGAUCGUAAAGAUGGUGGUGAUACGAUUAAAAAUCAAAAUUCAAUUGAUACAAGACAAGAGGAGUUAGCGGCUGCUGCACAGCUGAAAGUAACAAGAUGGUUCCACGCCUUGAAACAAUUUCGUCAACCUCGAUUAUUGCUAUUUCUCUUUGUUAUUUGGUUUAUGGGUUUGGGUUUAGGCCAGGUAUUCACUUUUCUAUUUUGGCAUAUGCAAGAGCUGAAUGGAUCCCCAACUUUAUUCGGUAUUGCAUCAGUGAUAAAUCAUGUUUCUGAGAUAUUCAUGUAUCAGUUCAGUAAACAAAUAAUUGAUAAAAUUGGUCAUUUGAAAGUGUUAUACUUGGGAUUAGUUGGAAAUGUGUCAAGAUUUCUUUAUGUGUCAUGGAUAACAAAUCCAUGGUGGAUUUUACCAUUUGAAUUUAUACAAGGUCUCACACAUGCUGGUGUAUGGGUAGCAUGUUGCUCGUAUAUUAUGCAAGCAUUUCAACCAGAAUUUCGUUCAUCAACACUUGGAUUCUUACGUGCAAUUCAUUAUGGAUUGGGACGUGGUUUAGGCGCUAUGUUUGGUGGUCUUGUAAUAUCAAGUUAUGGAACUCCUGCAAUGUUCCGAUCUUAUGGUGUCGCUUCAGCUCUAGUAUUGUUGGCCUUUUUAGUACUGAAUUAUUUUAUGCCUAUACCUGCAGUGAGUGAAGAGCCAACUGAAGAGGAUAAAAUGUAUUCUGACAUUGCAUCUAGUAAAACAAAUGUAAAUCAAACGCCAUUUGGUAAUGCAUUUCAAACAAGUGAAGUAACACAUGAUUAUUAUCUACAAAAGGAGAAAAGCCAACAACCAUUAUCACCCAAACAACAAAUGCCAUAUUCAUCCGUCAACGGUCAACAACAACAGCAACAACAACAAUAUGGACCGCUAAAGGACACGUAUCGUCAAGGCUACUAA
Molecule: messenger RNA, 2295 nt
Organism: Trichobilharzia regenti
Lineage: Eukaryota; Metazoa; Platyhelminthes; Trematoda; Strigeidida; Schistosomatidae
Source: the annotation of a GenBank genome assembly